Molecule: messenger RNA, 1194 nt
Organism: Endocarpon pusillum Z07020
Lineage: Eukaryota; Fungi; Ascomycota; Eurotiomycetes; Verrucariales; Verrucariaceae
Exons: 5
Coding region: 1-1194 (397 amino acids)
Source: RefSeq, a predicted model, not a curated record
AUGGCCGAGAUUCCACCCGAAGUAGCGGCAUACCAGCUGUCUCAUCUCCACGAGGAUGAAUCUCAAGAGCUGGGCGCGUUCUACAUAGUAUGCAUCGUCGCGGCAUUUGUGUGUAUGGUGUCAAAAAUCACGUCCCGGCGCGUGGCCCGUGUUGGUCUCAAGGCCGACGACUUCGCGUUUCUGAUUGGAGCAACCAUAGCCGAAGGCACUUUUAUAGUGUUGAUGAUUUAUGGUAGGAGGAAGAUACCUGCCACCUUAGCGCAGAAAGACAGACUUACUCGUCGACAGCUUUCAGAGCUGGUCUGGCUGAAUUAUGCGUACAAUAUCCUCAAUGUUCUCUGCUACCCCAUCAUCAAAAUAUCAAUCCUCCUUUUAUACUAUCGAAUUUUUGGUUCUAGUAGGCGGUUCCGGUUGAUUAUAUGGGUAUGCGUUGCGUUUCUUACGGCUAUCGGCAUUUCAACGACGCUCGUCGCUAUUUUCGCCUGCAUCCCUGUUCGAGGGUUCUAUGAUUCUUCAGUCCCAUCGCGUUGCAUCGAUGCCGUUUCAUUCUAUUGGGCACAGGCCGUUCUCAAUAUUAUCACCGAUGCCAUCAUCCUCGUAUUGCCUCUGCCGGUGGUGUGGAAGCUUCAGACAACCCUGCGGCGGAAAAUUGCCAUCUCCCUGCUCUUCAUCCUUGGUGGGCUCACCUUUGCUUUAAGCAUUGUCCGAGUUGUUCACUAUCUCCAAUACGAUACAAAUGACCCCUCCUAUUCCUUCAUUGGAAGUGGAUAUAGUGCCCCUGGAGAAGUCACCAUGGCGAUCGUUUGCGCUGCAGCACCAACUUGGCGUCCACUCUCCCGCAGACUUACCGAGAUGGCCCGCAGCCACUGGUCUAGCCUUCGCAGCAGUGGACCUGACUACGAUGUGGAAGCGAAAGGAAAGUCCAGCAGCCACAAAUCAUCCCAAAGCGGGCCUAGCGAGCAUGACCACAAUCAUAUGGAGCUCCCGCCUGUACCCCCAAUUCCUCAGGGCACGCAGCAUAGUGUUUACGACGCAAGGCUCAUAGGAGCAAAUCAGUCGCACGCGGAGGCUUACAGGGAUCCUCUAGCAUCAGAGGGGCUCUCGGAAGAAAGCUACGGCAUUUCCACAGGGCAGCACCGAGGUAUUCAGGUCCAGCGGGAGGUUACGGUGGAAGACGAUCGAAACAGGUCUUGA